Molecule: messenger RNA, 1564 nt
Organism: Tetrahymena thermophila SB210
Lineage: Eukaryota; Ciliophora; Oligohymenophorea; Hymenostomatida; Tetrahymenidae
Product: transmembrane protein, putative
Exons: 12
Biological process (GO): activation of GTPase activity; nucleocytoplasmic transport
Cellular component (GO): cytosol; nucleus; perinuclear region of cytoplasm
Molecular function (GO): small GTPase binding; GTPase activator activity
Source: RefSeq, a predicted model, not a curated record
CCCCAUUCUAAUUUUCCUUUUUAUCCAAUCUCUAAUUUUAACUAUAUUUUUAAGUAAAUAUUUUAAAUAGAAAUAUAGAAAUAUUAAGAUUUAAUAAUGAAUAUUAUUCUAACUUUUUUGCGAUUUCUAUUACAAAAAGUAAAUUUACAAAUUGAUAUAAUUUAUUUGUUCUUUUUUAUUGACUUAUAAUUAAUUUAAUUUCCAUAUAUUGCUAUUCAAAAUUAAAAAAAAAAAUAAAUGAUAUAGUAGAUUAAAAAAUACAACAUAUUAGAAGAAUUUUUAAACUCUUCACUUUAAUCUCACUAAAUUCUCGAUAUCUAUCUGGGCUACAAUAGAAUUGGCAAAGAAGGUGCAUUUUUCUUAUCAACUGCUUUAAAAAGUUGCACUAAUCUCUAAAAUUUGACACUUGAUCUUUAUUUCAAUGAAAUUGGUGAAUAAAGUGCAUUAGACUUAGGUUCUGCUUUAGCAAAUUGCACUAAUCUCUCCAAUUUGACACUUUAUCUUAGAUCCAAUAGAAUUAGCAAAGAAGGUGCAUUAGGCUUAGGCUCUGCAUUAGCAAAUUGCACUAAUCUCUCAAAUUUGACACUUAAUCUUGACUCCAAUUAAAUUGGUGCAUAAGGUGCAUCAGGCUUAGGUACUGCUUUAGCAAAUUGCACUAAUCUCUCAAAUUUGAUACUAAGUCUUGAAUCCAAUUAAAUUGGUGCAGAAGGCGCAUUAGGCUUAGGUAUGGCUUUAGUAAAUUUCACUAAUCUCUCAAAUUUGACACUUAAUCUUGGAUCCAAUAAAAUUGGCUAAGAAGGUGCAUUAGGCUUAGGUUCUGCUUUAGCAAAUUGCACUAAUCUCUCAAAUUUGACACUUAAUCUUAGUUUUAAUGAAAUUGAUGACUAAGGUGCAUCAGGCUUAGGUUCUGCUUUAGCAAAUUGCACUAAUCUCACAAAUUUGACACUUGAUCUUUAAGAAAAUAAAAUAUGGGAAGAAGGUGCAUCAGGCUUAGGUUAUGGUUUAGCAAAUUGCAUUAAUCUGUCAAAUUUGACACUUAAUCUUGGAUCCAAUAUAAUUGGCAAAGAAGGUGCAAUAGGCUUAGGUUCUGCUUUAGCAAAUUACACUAAUCUCUCUAAUUUGACACUUACAAUUGAAUCCGAUGGAAUUGAUGAAGAAGGUGCAUUAAGCUUUGUUUCUGCUUUAGCAAAUUGCACUAAUCUCUCUAAUUUGACACUUAGUCUUUAGUAAAAAUAAUUUCUUUGUUUAACAUUGUGAUAUUUUGAGUUAUAAAUUUGAAUUUAAAUAAAUAUAACUAACUCUUUUAAUUCGAUUAUUAGCUUUUUAUAUAAUUUAUUUUCUUUUUAUUUUUUAUUUUGCUUAUCUUUUUUUUUAUUUAUUAAUUUAAAAUAUCAAAUUUUAAUGAAAAAAAUUUAUUCUUUUUAAUUUUUUUAGUAUUUAAUUUAAUAUAAUAUAAAAGUAUUAAAUUAAUCGAAAAAUCAAUAUUGAAAGUAAAAAGAAAGUGUCUUAAAUUAAAAAGAUUAGUUGUCUUUAAAAUUGAUUUCAAGAAAAUUUUCAAGUUUUG